Tribolium madens (black flour beetle) is the source of this 1270-nucleotide messenger RNA. RefSeq names its product battenin-like. The record is from RefSeq and is a predicted model, not a curated record. Gene Ontology annotation, cellular component: membrane; lysosome. Bases 83 to 1270 code for a protein of 395 amino acids. The transcript has 8 exons. Lineage: Eukaryota; Metazoa; Arthropoda; Insecta; Coleoptera; Tenebrionidae. Gene Ontology annotation, biological process: regulation of intracellular pH; lysosome organization.
UAUAAAGUGUCAUUACAUUGUUUCUGAUUAAUUUAUUUAAGAGUUAAUCUGAAUUUAUCACAUUAUCUUACAUAUAGUAUAAAUGCAAUAUGAAGAGGAAGAGCAACUGGAAUUGGAGCUACCCAAAGAAAGACCCUGGCGGGCUUUAAUUUCUUUUUGGAUUUUCGGAUUGUGUAACAAUUACGGAUACGUAGUUAUGUUAACAGCUGCUGCUGAUAUAAUAUGCACAAGUGGGGGAAAAAGGAGUAAAGAAAGAGAAUGUACUUAUGUAUCAACAGGUACAAUAUUACUGGCCGAUAUUAUCCCAGCAAUUUUAGCUAAAUUAAUAGCACCUUUUAUUCCUUUUUGUGUGAAAAUAAGAAUUGCCAUUUGUGUGUUGUUAUCAGCAUCUGGAUUUCUUUUCGUGGGUUGCGGCAGAAAUUUCACAUUGUCAUUAAUUGGAGUUACUGCAACAUCUUUUUCUUCGGGACUCGGGGAAGUUACAUUUCUCCAAUAUAGUUCAUAUUAUGACAGCAAUGUACUUUCUACAUGGAGUUCAGGCACUGGAGGUGCAGGUGUAAUUGGUGCUCUUUCCUACGCUCUUUUACAAAAGAUAGGAUUUACAAUUACGAUGAUGAUAUUGCUGUUAAUUCCAACAAUAAUGGCUUUGACCUUUUUUUUGCUUUUGCCAAAUCCGCAAAUAACUGAAAUUACAGUCAUUCAACAAGUUGUUAAUGCUCAAGAGCUCGAAAAUCCAAAGGAAGUGAUUAUUAAGAAAAUCAAACAUAUACCUUCUCUCUGCAAAUAUAUGAUACCUUUUGGUUUGGUUUACUUUUUGGAAUAUUUUAUAAAUCAAGGAACUUUCGAGUUAAUUAAUUUUAAAAAUACGCGUUUAAGUGCAGAUGAUCAGUACAGAUGGCUUCAAGUUGUUUAUCAAGUCGGAGUUUUUAUUUCUCGAUCUUCAGCGAAUUUAUUUUAUAUAAAACAAAUUUGGAUAAUGUCGGUGUUACAAGCUGUUAAUGUAGCUAUUUUUACAACUGAAGUGAUUUAUUAUUAUAUGCCAAACUUCUGGAUUAUGGUCGCUUUAACUCUAUGGGAAGGUCUUUUAGGUGGUGCCGCUUAUGUUAAUACAUAUUAUCGAAUUUGUAAUGAGGUAGAAGAAGAAAUCAAGCAAUUUUCAAUGGCAAUUACGAGUUUUUCUGAUAGUAUUGGAAUAUCUCUGGCUGGAAUUGUAGCAGUGUAUGCACAUAAUGCAAUAUGCGACCUCCCAAUGCCAAAACAACGUUAUUAA